Zingiber officinale is the source of this 1802-nucleotide messenger RNA. Its product is annotated as pathogenesis-related genes transcriptional activator PTI6-like. The transcript has 2 exons. Gene Ontology annotation, biological process: regulation of DNA-templated transcription. Gene Ontology annotation, molecular function: DNA-binding transcription factor activity; DNA binding. Lineage: Eukaryota; Viridiplantae; Streptophyta; Magnoliopsida; Zingiberales; Zingiberaceae. The record is from RefSeq and is a predicted model, not a curated record. The coding region runs from base 570 to 1448 and encodes 292 amino acids.
UGACGCCGUCUUGUUCGUCCCCUUUUAUCCUCAUUUCCUUCGCUUCGGGGUUUUAGCGGCGGCCAGAUCGAGAAAGCGAAGAGAGGUUGAGGGAGGGGCGGGCGGCGACAGCGAACGCCGACGAGUUAAGUUUGAGGUUUGGAUUCGUGAUUUAUGUCGUCUGGCGAUCUCGAUCUAUUCUCGCACGGUGCCGGAAACUUUGCAGCUUCGAACCAGCGAAGCAUCUCUGGCUCCUGCGUCGUCGGUGGGCUCACCUUCUUUCUCUUCGCCCUCUCCGCCACCUCCUCCUUCAUAUCCUGCGCUCCUUGCGUUCCACUGAAGUGGGAGGGAUCGAAGAGGACGGACUCGAUGCGAUAUACCAGGGUUGGUUUUGGAGUGAAGUACUUUGGGUUUCAGCAUAUAAAUCUGUGCUUUGUCCUGUUCAUCUUCUUGAGAGGAGCCCUUACUUGACAAAGAGAGCAGCCGAACAACUCCCCCUUUUUGGCUUGCGUUUUCCUCGUUUUUUUUUUCCUUCUUCCUUUGCUUUUUCGUUUUUCGUUCUUGAUUCCGUCUUGAGGUUGAGGAAGACAAUGACUGCACUUCGGCACAUGCUCGGGAAGCAACCGCAUAAGAUGGGUAAAAGGAGGGCAAAGAACCAGCAGCAACUCGUCAGAUCCGGUUCCUCCUGUCAGCACGAAUCGAAGCGACGGGCAAGAACAAUCCGCGUCGUCUUUGACGACCCCGACGCUACUGAAUCAAGCGGCGACGAGGGCUUCAGCUAUUCCUUUCGCAGGAGGAGGGCGAUUCACGAGUUCCCGGCUCCUCCGUCUCUCCCUGCUGCUUUCUCGCCGGCCUCGUCGCGGGAAAGCAGCGGGAGGAACCGUAAAAUCGCCCAAACGCGAAAGCCCCAGCUCAAGUCACUCGGUUCACUGACCUCGCCAUCUUCCGCCAGAUUUAAGGGGGUCAGGCAGCGGCCGUGGGGGAAAUGGGCGGCGGAGAUCCGCGACCCAAUCCGCGGUGUUCGCCUCUGGCUCGGCACUUACGACACGGCGGAGGCUGCGGCCGCCGCCUACGCAGCCGCCGCUCUCCGCUUCCAAGCCGAGAAGAAGAAUCUGUCUCGCACUUCCUCCGAUGCCACUUCAUCCUCUGCCUCGACGCGCUACGACGCCAUAGGGACCCAGGAUCCGCCUUCUCCGUCGUCCGUGCUCUACCGCCGAGGCGCCCCCGCGAACGCCUCCAUCGUAGUAGAGGAGUCUAUCGCGGAGCUCUUCGUGGAGCAAAGCCUGUCGCUCGCGGAGACAGGGUUAGCAUUCGAACCGGACCUCUUUCCUAUGGAUCAAAUGGAACCUGAGCUUCUGCCAACUGAUCAGUUCAUCGGCUUCGAAAGCAUUCCCAUAGACGAAGAAAUCACCGGCGACGACUUUCCCAGUCUAGAGAUCCUCAAUCAAUGGAUGGAUUUCGAGUUCUAACGAAGUUGAAAAUUUUGCAGCGUAAUCCCCGUUGACGAACUAGUGCCUGCCGUCUAUCAGUCUACAAAAGUCCUAUUACCAUAAUUUUUGUCACCUAUAAUUUAUUAUUAUUAUUACUAUUACUCCUAUCACUAUUAUCUAGAGAGAGUUUGCUGGGACAGAGGAAGAGUCGUGUUCAAUUUUGCAAUGUUUGUGAGAUUUUCUUGGAUUUUCCCGAAGCUAUAAGAGCUGCUCCAAGAAGUUUGUUGCUCUGCCCUCUCUUUUGACAAAUAUUCUGGUUGGAAAUUAUGUAAUCGUGACAGUGAUCUUCAUGUCGUCAAACCUGGUGCCAGCUUCGAUACCUUCUCUUUCUCA